AUGGCAGGCCGAAAUCGACCGAUCCAACACAAAAACCUAUCCACGAUAUUUUCCAAGCUACAAGGCGCCUUCUCCGACUCCAUAAACCACCCCAAAUACCUGACGGACAAACGGACAUUGGACAAAACGUGGAAGCUAAUGGACAAAGUGGUGAAGUUGUGCCAACACCAGAAGAUGAACCUCAAGAAUUCCCCGCCGUUCAUCCUCGACAUCCUUCCGGAUACCUACCAAAGACUCCGGUUGAUCUACUCAAAAUACGAGGACAACCUGCAGGCUUUGCAUUCCAUCGAACAUUUCAACAUAUUCAUAGUGAACUUGAUGUUGAAGUGCAAACAGGCCAUUAAGUUGUUCAAGGAGGGUAAGGAGAAGAUGUUCGAUGAGAACUCGCACUAUCGAAGGAACUUGACCAAGUUGAGUUUGGUGUUUAGUCAUAUGCUCAGCGAAUUGAAGGCUUUAUUCCCUAAUGGAGUCUUUGCGGGGGAUUUGUUUAGAAUCACCAAAUCCGAUGCAGCGGAUUUCUGGAGAGGGAAUUUCGGAAAUAGAACUUUAGUCCCUUGGAAAUUGUUCAGGCAACAAUUGAACAACGUCCACACGAUCAGUUCCGGACUGGAAGCGAUGGCUUUGAAAUCCACCAUCGACCUAACCUGCAACGAUUACAUAUCAAAUUUCGAAUUCGACGUAUUCACGAGGUUGUUCCAACCUUGGGCGACGCUAUUGAGGAAUUGGCAAAUCCUGGCCGUAACCCAUCCGGGUUACGUGGCCUUCUUGACCUACGACGAGGUCAAAGCGAGACUGCAAAGGUACAUUAAUAAAGCUGGAAGCUACGUUUUCAGGUUAUCGUGCACCAGGUUGGGACAAUGGGCGAUCGGUUACGUGACACCAGAUGGUGAAAUACUACAAACUAUACCUCAAAAUAAAAGUCUGAUACAGGCGUUGCUCGACGGGUAUCGGGAAGGAUUCUACCUGUACCCGGACGGUCGAUCGGUCAAUCCUGAUCUAUCGUGGGCCGUACAGCCCAGCCAAGAAGACCACAUCGCCGUCACGCAGGAGCAGUACGAGCUCUACUGCGAGAUGGGCAGUACAUUCCAAUUGUGCAAAAUAUGCGCCGAGAACGAUAAAGACGUGCGCAUCGAGCCCUGCGGCCAUUUGCUCUGCACGCCCUGUCUCACCGCCUGGCAGGCCGGUUCGGAGGGUCAAGGCAGUCAGGGUUGUCCCUUUUGCAGGGCCGAGAUCAAAGGGACGGAGCAGAUCGUGGUUGAUCCGUUCGAUCCGAAGAAAUCGCACCAGCGGAAGGCGACGUUGCCGAAUGCGGCGUUGCCGAAUCAUUUCGACGAUGACGAUCUGGAAUUAGAGGACACCGGAGAGAUAUGGAACUUCGCAGGUAGCAGCCUACACGCCUUAUCCAUCAUCCCCAGGACCGAAAUCCCCACCUCGGCCAGCCCGAUGAUAUCCCCGGGCGGCAGCCCGCGCUGCCUCCGCCGCACCGCCCCCGUCCUGGUGCCCCCCGCGGCGCCGCCCCCGCUGCCCCCCCGGAAGAGCUCCCCCACGCACGACCGCCCCCGCAACGGCCUCACCGAGGCCCAAUCGGUCACCAACCUCGCCGCCCACUCCGCAGAACUCCCCCAACAAUUGCCCAAGAGCAACUCCAUGCUCAACAUCGAGCUCUUCAACACCGGCAACGCCGCCGAAGAAGAGCCGGUGGAGCUGAGCUCCCCGGAGACCAUCUACGGCGUGGUGAUCCAGACGGGGGAGUACUGCGACAGGGGGGUGAAGCCGCCCAGCAGGCACUUGAGUUGCCCGUCGAACCGGGCGCCCCCGAAGACGCCCAAGCCGCCCAAAUCGAACACCACCCCUGACAUCUGCGGGGGGAAUCGGUACGAGAACGUGGAGGUGCAGGAGGCGCAGAGGGUGAACCCCCUGGAUGGAGUGCAGGCCCAUCAAGUGGCCUACGAGAAUUUGAACAUGGAUUACAUCAGGAAGCUGGUGGGCGAAGGAUAUUCGAAGGAUUCGGUGAUUAAAGCGUUGGGAAUUACCAGGAAUAACGUGGAUAUGGCUUGUGAUAUAUUGCACGAGUUCGGGACUAAGUUGGGAUAG
This is a messenger RNA of Phyllotreta striolata, 2094 nucleotides long. The record is from the annotation of a GenBank genome assembly. NCBI's taxonomy places the organism in Eukaryota, Metazoa, Arthropoda, Insecta, Coleoptera, Chrysomelidae.